AGGUAAUAUAAUUCCCCCCUUCGCUUUGGUCGUCAGGGUUUCAGACAUCGAAUCGGGGUUCUCCUCGCCGCUUUGAUUCCCUCCGGAUUGGUGAGUAUACAAUAGUUCUAAUGGAUCCUGAAGGUAGAAAAUUUGGAAGAGGGCCGAGAGAGCUUGGAGGUUCAAUUGAUCUUCUAAAUUAUUAUAAACUUGAGCGGCAUCAUGAAUUUUUCUGCAAGAGGUCACUACCAUCGUCAAUUUCCAAGACUCAGUACCUUCAGAAUGUUGUAGGAGAGACAGAAAUUAGGAAAGGAGAAGGAAUGGAACUUGAUCAGCUGUUCCAAAAGUCCACUAGUGUGGGAUGCAGACACAAACCGCUGCAUCCUUUUCAGUUGGAUGUUCUCAUGGAUGCUUUUCAGCUGCGAGAAGCAACUUCUACCGAUUUGCCUUAUACAAAGAAAAGGGCUUCUGAUGGGUCAAACUUGAAAGGUGAAGGCAGGGAAGAGAAGAAACAUAAAAAACACAAACACAAAAAUAGGGAGUCAAAAAAGGACAAACACAAGAAUAUAGAGACAAAAAUGGGUUCUAACAUGCAGUCUCAUCCCCGCUUUGAUGCUAGCAGGGACAAAGAUAAAGAGUAUAAGAGAACAGGGGAUCAUAGUUUUGGUUCUGACCACUUCUUGAAACAACAAAGGGUGUCAAAAAUUUCUACUUUCUUGCCAUUAUAGUAAUUGCAUUUGAAGAACGAUGUUGAGCUUGUGGUCUUGUUACUUCACAUGUUAUUUUUCCACCAAAAUACUAGUAAUCUUUUUCUUGCUGUGAUUAGCUUAUUCAUAGUUACAUUUAAUGUAGUCUGUCCUUCAAAUCAGAAACUGCCAAGAAUUUUUCCUAGCCUUGGCCAUAGUAUACCUCAUACGUGAACUCUGUUUCAUAAAUUACUUUUUUAGAGCAAGUGUUAAGUGAUGGAAAAUAUUUUUCA
Molecule: messenger RNA, 958 nt
Organism: Ipomoea triloba (trilobed morning glory)
Lineage: Eukaryota; Viridiplantae; Streptophyta; Magnoliopsida; Solanales; Convolvulaceae
Product: mediator of RNA polymerase II transcription subunit 19a-like
Exons: 4
Coding region: 111-707 (198 amino acids)
Biological process (GO): positive regulation of transcription by RNA polymerase II
Cellular component (GO): mediator complex
Molecular function (GO): transcription coregulator activity; transcription factor binding
Source: RefSeq, a predicted model, not a curated record